AUGAGUCGACAUCUGCACCUUGGCCCUCUGGUGGAGAAGACGAUCUCUUGCGCAAGCGCUCAAUUUGCCCACUGUGUGGAGAUCAGUGCGCCACGUCUUUUGGCCGUUCGCGAUUUCCUUGGCCCUCUUGCGGAGAAGACGAUCUCUAGCGCGAGCGCCCACGUUGCUCACUAUUUUGGAAGCAACCAAAGAGACCGCAGACUUGGGCCUACCGAAGGCGGCAGAGAGCUUGGUGGACGAAGAGGCAGAGACAGCAGAGACAGAGGCGGGACAGACGGAAGGGAGACGGAGACAACAGAGACAGGAGAGGAGUUGCAAGGGAGCGAGCAGGACUCGGAGGAAGCUGAGGCGGAGGGAUUGGUGGAAGCGGCCACCAAGAGCUUGGUGGAGGUAGAGGCGGCAGAGACCGUGGAGACGACGGAGACGGGUGAGGAGUUGCAAGGGAACAAGCAGGGAGAGAGUACGUUGGAGAGCGGAAGUGCGCCAGAAACAAGCUUGGAGGUAGGAAACACCUACAAGUUUGCAAGGAGGCACUAUGGAGAUGAAGUGCUAGGCAUAUGGCCUUCCUCCUUGUUGUCAACAUGAUGGUGAUGGCCCUUGACCAAUUACAAAGGUGAGUGACACAACCAUUUGCAUCAUAUCUUGUUGAACUAUUUGCCACUGCUUGUCCGCGGCUAUCUAGAUCCUUCCAUCCUCAACUGUCACCUCACGGACUUGACCCUCUUUUUGUCAGUCCUCAACUUCUUGGCUUCGUAUUUUCUGAAAUGGUACUUCAAGCAAUCCCGCAAACCGCCCAGAACCACCCCUUCUCUUUGACACUCUUUCUUUGUCAUCUCUAUCAGCGCAAUUCUCACAAUCUUAAAUCUAGCUCCACAGCAUUGCAAAGAAGGGACAUGACACUAGCAAAUGUGGGCGUGGAUGGCAAGGACAAAGGGGGAGGGCAGCUCAAC
Molecule: messenger RNA, 950 nt
Organism: Ceraceosorus guamensis
Lineage: Eukaryota; Fungi; Basidiomycota; Exobasidiomycetes; Ceraceosorales; Ceraceosoraceae
Exons: 2
Coding region: 1-585 (194 amino acids)
Source: RefSeq, a predicted model, not a curated record